Messenger RNA from Arabidopsis arenosa, 1563 nucleotides. The record is from the annotation of a GenBank genome assembly. Lineage: Eukaryota; Viridiplantae; Streptophyta; Magnoliopsida; Brassicales; Brassicaceae.
CUUUCUCUGUUUCACAGUCAUGGCGAGUCGGCGAAUCUUAUCAUCGCUUCUCCGUUCUUCUUCCGGUAGAUCUACUUCUAAAUCCUCCUUGAUCGGGAGCCGAAAUCCGAGACUUCCAUCACCAGGUCCCGCUCAUCGAGCCGCUCCAUGUGGGACUCUCCUUGGCCGAGUCGCUGAGUAUUCGACUUCUUCUCCGGCUAAUUCAGCUGCGCCAUCGUCUGCUCCUGCUAAGGAUGAGGGGAAGAAGACUUAUGAUUACGGUGGAAAAGGCGCGAUCGGGCGUGUUUGUCAGGUUAUUGGUGCCAUUGUUGAUGUUAGAUUCGAAGAUCAGGAGGGAUUGCCUCCGAUCAUGACAUCUCUCGAGGUCCAGGAUCAUCCCACAAGGCUUGUACUUGAGGUGUCUCAUCACUUGGGUCAAAAUGUCGUUAGGACCAUUGCUAUGGAUGGUACUGAGGGUCUCGUCCGUGGAAGGAAAGUUCUCAAUACCGGCGCUCCAAUCACUGUUCCUGUUGGAAGGGCCACCCUUGGACGUAUCAUGAAUGUUCUUGGCGAACCCAUUGACGAGAGAGGCGAAAUUAAGACCGAGCAUUACUUACCCAUUCACAGAGACGCUCCAGCUUUGGUUGAUUUGGCCACCGGUCAAGAGAUUCUUGCUACUGGUAUUAAGGUUGUUGAUCUCCUUGCUCCUUACCAAAGAGGAGGAAAGAUUGGGCUUUUUGGCGGUGCUGGCGUUGGGAAAACAGUGCUCAUUAUGGAACUAAUCAACAAUGUUGCCAAAGCUCAUGGUGGUUUCUCCGUGUUUGCUGGCGUGGGAGAACGAACCCGUGAAGGCAAUGACUUGUACAGAGAAAUGAUUGAGAGUGGUGUCAUCAAGCUAGGCGAGAAACAGUCUGAGAGCAAAUGUGCCCUAGUGUAUGGACAAAUGAAUGAGCCCCCGGGUGCUCGUGCCCGUGUUGGACUGACUGGUUUGACUGUUGCUGAGUAUUUCCGUGAUGCUGAAGAUCCUGCUCCUGCCACAACUUUUGCUCACUUGGACGCCACAACUGUGCUUUCAAGACAGAUUUCUGAGCUUGGUAUCUAUCCUGCUGUGGAUCCUUUGGAUUCGACGUCCCGUAUGCUCUCGCCCCACAUUCUUGUUCCUGAAAGCUUUCAAUGCUCCCUUAACAUGUCUGUGGAUUUGAAGUUGAGCUACAACUGGCUUUCAGGUUUGUUGGAUGGCAAGUAUGAUGAUCUUUCCGAACAAUCGUUUUACAUGGUUGGAGGUAUCGAUGAGGUGGUUGCAAAGGCAGAGAAGAUCGCUAAAGAGUCAGCAGCUUAGAAGCUGGAUACAUCUCUUUCAUAUGCUUAAUACUUGUCUGUUUCUUGUGACAAUAACGAAAAAAAAAACCACUGCCUGUGAGUUACCCCCACCAAGCGGAAUUUGAGUUCCGUAUUUAUAGUUUCUUUCGGUUCGGAUUCCUUGAGAGCUACGAGAUGAUGCUGAACAUAUCCUUCAUUCCCUUGUACUCAGAUUUUUGGUUCAUUUACUUCCUUGACUUGUUGAAAUAAAGGUUAAGCAAGUCU